This is a messenger RNA of Chroicocephalus ridibundus (black-headed gull), 10040 nucleotides long. RefSeq names its product coiled-coil domain containing 187 (gene CCDC187). The record is from RefSeq and is a predicted model, not a curated record. Gene Ontology annotation, cellular component: centrosome. The transcript has 33 exons. Gene Ontology annotation, biological process: microtubule anchoring; regulation of DNA-templated transcription. Bases 1 to 8760 code for a protein of 2919 amino acids. NCBI's taxonomy places the organism in Eukaryota, Metazoa, Chordata, Aves, Charadriiformes, Laridae. Gene Ontology annotation, molecular function: microtubule binding; DNA binding; DNA-binding transcription factor activity.
AUGCUUUGGAGCUUGGAUUUCGGCACAGCCAAACAUCACUGCGUCUGCAGUGCUGAUGGCAAGAAGAAGAUGAAAAUGCACAUGUGGAAACGAAGGGGCUGGGAAGAGGCUAUGGGGGUGCUGGGAGCUAACAAACGCAGUCCUGAAGGCUGCAUUGGCCUCUUGGAAAAGAACAGAGCCCUGAUUCUGAAUGGAGGGCUUGGGAGUGGCAAAGCACAGUAUGUGGCCUUGGCUUGGAAGAGUCUUCUGAAAGCCAAAGCAGUGCUACAAAGGAUUGAAAACAAAUUUUAUCAUCAAACGUGGAGUUGUGCCAAAUCACAGGCAGCCAGAAGAAAGCUUUGGCAUGAAAAAAGCUUUGAUGGGGAGAGGAACAGAGAUGAAACAGCUAUGAAUGAGAAAAAGAGCAAUGAGAUUCCUCCAGCCUGCAGAAAGGGAAACUGUGCUGCUCUCUCCCCUGCUUGGUCACAGACCUGUUUCCUUGAGAGCCCAUCCAGAAUGACCCCUCUCUCCUCCUGGGGCGACUCCUGCUCAGCACCAUGCAGCCCUGCCAGGAGGGAGGCUGAGGGUGGUGAAAGCACAGCUGGGACACGAUCUCCUGCAAAGAGCCUGUACAGACCAAGAUGGGACAAUUUCAGGGAGCAGUCAGAUUCAAGAGGUCGCGCAGUAGAAAGGGAAAAAUCUCCCUGCUGUCUGCAUCACCCACCUCGCUCCCCCGCAGGGAGCAGUCUGUUCUCAGCUGUCCCACAUGGCAGCCGGAGCAAUGCUCCCAUGCCCAUGGCUGUCCUGCUUCCUACAUACCACCUUCCAUCAGCCAGCAGGCCCAGUGAUCAGAAGCUGGAAGAGUUGUGGAAGAAAUCACCCCAAAAGAAGUUAGAACAACUCAAGAAGAGAAUCCAGGAGCAGAAGCAAAAGCAGCAAGCGGCCUCUCAGGAGCAGAAGUGCCUGACUUCUGCCUAUGCUAAAGAGCCACCACAAAAAAGACCCUUGAAGAGGAAGGUGUGCAAAGUGGCGUCUGCUCCUCCUGCUCCAGCUUACAGAGACCAAAGAGAGAGAAGCUCAGCACGGAGAAUUCAAAUGCAAAGCCAGAGGCAGCCUUCACCCAAGUCCUCUGCUCUGGAGAGAACAGUGAAAGAUAAAUGUAAGGAUGAAAAUCAUGAGAAGUUACACAAAUUGAUGGACAAAACUACUGGAGGUGCAAAGUUACCUGGUGCUUCUGCAUGGAGAGAAGGUCAGAAGUUAGCGAGAAAGUUGCUUGGUCCACUUCCUACUUUUCCAAAUCUGAGGAGCACAGCUGAAGAGCAGACCACAGCAAAUACCUUUGAACCUGGUAGAGGAUUUGUAGCAAUGCCAGCGAUGGAAAACAGCUCCAGAGAAAAGGGAAAUGAACCUGUGGGGAAAAGCCCUGAAUUCAAAAGCUAUGUGGUGCCCCCCAGCAAGCCUAUUGAAAGGGGCAGCAGUGCACCAACCAAGGGUACAAAACAAAUACUCAGGAACCUGCAUUUGCAAAGCCAGUGUCAUGAUGAUCACAGACGUACCAGGCUCGUGAAAGACAUUGCAAAAGGAAAGGUAGAAGUUCUGCAGCGAUACCCAGGGAUGCAUUCUCCUUCAUCUGGACCUCGGGGCAUAACUCCCUCUGCCUUCAGGGGGGAGAAGGCACAAUCUUCAUUAAUGGAAGAUGGAGCCGAGCCCAGCCGCUUAGAAAGCUGCAGCAGGGGAAAAAGCACAUCUCAGAGACAGAAAGGCUCAAGCAGCCCUGCAAAGAAAGGGUCUGAGAAAGAAAACCUUAAGCACCCUUCAAAGAGGAGGGUAAACAUUAAAAAACCUCACCCCUACAGCCCUGAAAUUGUUCAGGAAUUUAUGCAACGAAAGAAUGAAGAAAGAAGGAAAAAAAGACUAGAAAAGAAAAAGUCUUUGGUGCAGGCCAUGGAGAUGAGAAAUAAGAGACUGCAAGAAGUAUACAGGAAACAGAGAGAAGCUAUUGGAAAGAAAACGUGUUCUGACCAGCUGUGCAAGUUCAUUGGGGAAACAGCAUCUGCAAAAGAAAGUCCGCAGCCUAAACUUGAGCAAGAGCAAAUCAGUGGUGGAAUCCUGGAGAGCAGUUUCAUGACCUGUGUGGAUAAAACACCAUGUACUCUAUUAAGUAAAGAUCACAGAAGCAGGAAUCAACUUCUAUACAUGGCUCAAUCCCCUCAAAAAAGAGCAGCAUUACCUUCUCCAGCACCACGGGAAUCUGAAUGCUGGUUUCUCAGUCCUCUGAAAUGUGAAGACCUGAGGGACUGCUCUCCCCCAGCUCUGCGUACGCCUCCUCUGAGCUUUUCCCUUCCUCAGGAACAUGCAAAAUCUUACUCCAAGGACCUGACUUCUGGUCUUUCUCCAUACAGAAGUAAACAGGACCGAGUGAAAGCCAUACAUAGUCUAUCCAAGGAACUUGCAGAAAAGAUUGAGAUGGCAACUAAAAGACUGAAUGCAGCAAGCUGGAUUAAAGACUCUGCUGACAAAACAUCAACAGAGACAACUUUGGACCUUUACAAUGAAUUAUCCUCUGUCCCAAAGCCUGAGACAUCCAAGGAUGAGCAAGACAGGACAAUGACUAUACAAAUGCUUCUGGACACCCCAGACCCUGAUGUGUUACGUGUGUCAUCAGAUAGAGAAUUUCAUAGAUGGGGCAGGAUUAGCCUUGUGGGUAGCACCAAAGGAGCAACAGCCCCGGAGAGAGAGAAGGAAAUACCCGUUCCUUUGCCUGGUGGGAGAGCAAUGAGCAAAGAACUACCAUGGACUCAUAAUGCAGGACGGAGGCAUCUCAACACUGGGGAAGAGCUGAGCAACACAUUGCAAGGUUUUCCUGUGAAUAAGGGCUCCGAGGUGGACAUAAGCCUAUUGCAUGAAAAGCCAAUAACCAGCCCAGCCUCUCCAUCUCACAGAUUCCUCACUAGAAGUCCGCAGAGAGAACUCACAGCUCAGAAGAAUCACUACCAGUGUGAGACCAUUUUCAAAGUUCAGAACCAAGAGGAAAUUGCCAACUGGUCUCCCAGAGAGAUCCUGAGGACACCGGACAGCUUCAGGUCACAGCCCUCUGCCACUCUGAGCCCUGGAGCUGAGACUCACCACAGCUUUGAGCAGGACUUUGCUUCUGCAGGUGAAGGAGACUCUAGCUGCACAGAACUGGAAGAGAAACACAAGAGCCAUCUAGACAAUUUGAGGCAAACCUCCCUACUACUGGCUCACAAACUGAAGGUCCAUCAGCUCCAGCAGAGGCUUACGGUGCUGAGGGAGAAAGCAAAACUAGAGCUUCAAGAAAGCCAGAGGUGUUUGAGCAACCUGCUUCAACACAAUUCAGAGGAGUGCAGUCGCUCCAAAGGCAGUUGUUAUUUUGUGCCAAAGUUGGACCAUGCAGAGCAAAUGUGGAGAGGAUCCCAAUCAGAAGGCGACAAUGCAGCUGGCAGUAAUGAAGAAACACAUUCACUGAAGCAAUCUGCAUUGCAGACAGAAAGAGAUCACAGUCCAGUGGAUUCCAAAACGGUGGGAGAAAGAAAACCUUGGGGAGGAAGGGAUUCGUAUUGCUCAGGGCUUCAAGAAGGGUCUCUGCCAGUGGAGCACGGGGAGCCACUGCAUGACCAUCAGACCUUGAAUCUGUUGUCACCUCUGAUGAAUCUGCCCCACGGGGAGACCCGUGCAGGGGACGACUCUGGAGACAGCAGCGAGGGGGCCAGCUCUGACAGCCAGUGGAGUGAAGUUGGCCGGCACUAUGGAGACUCCAGCACCUUCUGCUGCUUCAGCUUGGCCAUGGUGGAGCAGUGUCUGAGGGGAGAAGAGCUGCGAGCUCGACACCAGGCUGCCCUCUUCAAGCUCCGCAAAAAAGCUCUCCGGGAGAAAGCCAGGGCCGAGCUGGCCUGGCUGGGCCACCAGAAACGCUGUCUGGAAAGCCUGCGAGAUAGUGAGGGAGCCUCUGCCAUGGCCGCAAAGCAGCACAAAAUCCUAACGGAGCUGAAACAGGAGCAGGCAGAAAUCCAGCACUUGCAAAACAUCUACAGGGCAGCCCAUCAAGAAAGAAAGCUUUUAUUAAAGCAGCAAAGAGAAAUCUUAAUGAUGCGUCGUUCAACAGCACAACUUCAGGAAAAGCUUACAAGGAGCCCAGCAACUGAUGAAGGAAUAAGGCUGAAGACAGUGAGACUUAUUUCUAGCCCGAAGCUAUCCUCCUCCUCAGCAGAGCCUACAGCCCACCCAGAAAGGCCUGAUCUGUCGGGAAAUAGAGAGAGUUGUGUCCGGCUAAAGAAUAAAAAAAGCAAGAAAUAUGAGGACCUUUCUACUGAGAACAAGAAAACACUGGUACAGUACCAGAAACAGGUAGAGGAUUCCACAGGUUUGGAGCAGACCCUGGAUGCGCAAGGUCCUGAUGCGUCUGAAACUGUGACCAAUAACAUCUGUGGUGCCACCAGCCAAACCACAGGCUCGGUCUUUAUGAUUAAAGAUUGCAUAAACACAGAGCUUAAUGCUCAGGAUCAUGUUUUAUUAUCUCUGGAACAUGCAAAUUCAUCUAGAAUGGAUGAGCCUAUAUCCACACCCAUUACAAGAGAAGGCAGAAAGUAUGCAUUUCUGGAAUCUGUGCUGAACGAAAAGGCAUUCAUUUCAAACUCAAAGACAGAUCCUAAAGACAAUGAAGAUAUUAAUCCAUGCGACAGCAAGUUCACAGCGAAAGGCUUAGGGAUGCUUUCUACUUUGUGUAACUUAUGCCUGGUUCAGGCAGAAAAUACUCUUCAAGGAACUGGUGAUGCUACAUUAUCCUUAGAAGACCUAGAGAAAGAGUCCCUGAUAGUGGAGAAAGUAUACAAAGAGCAGAGAAGUCAUAAAACUCUGAGAGAAGAGCAGGAGGUCUGCAGUCCGUUUCAGGCUGGAAAAAGGAAGAAAGAUCUUUCUUCUGAUGAUGAAGAUGGGGAAAGAUCAGCACUGAUUUCAGAUGAAGCUACAUCAGUGAAAACCCAGUUAAGAAAAGAACGGUCAUCAGAAGAACAGAGGGUUAGCACAGACUCUGAGAAAAAAUCAGAAAUCACACAUAUAGAUGAAAAAGCAUCUUCUGAAAUCUCUUUGCCAGAAGUUAAAGAAGUAAAAGUACCUGUCCCUUAUGAGAUCCAUCAGGUGGAUGGUAAUCAGUGUUUGAAGCAUUUGGACCAUAUUUGUCAUGAGGCUUCUGAUGAAGAACUAAAUUUAACAGCAUUUUCCGAAGGAUUAGCUUCCACUGAGUCAUCGUCCAAGUCAAACAACUUCUCUCUAAGAUGUGAAAGUGCCAAAUCAGACUCUUCACUCCCAGAAUUUCAGAAAGUGUCUGCAGUUUGGGUUGACAUCUCAGGAAGCCUGAUGUCAGACUCUGAAUUAGAGCUGAAAAAUGGAGAGGAUACAGAUGUCAGUAUCUCAGAGGAGUUUGUCUAUGACAAUGGUGUUGUGUUUCCUGAUGUUUCAAAAGAGAGGCUAAUAGCAAUAAGUAAUGGAAAGGAAACAUUGCCUAGUUACAAACAUGAUGAACACGAAGCACCCACAGGUGAUAGCACUGAGACUUCAUCACACUUCCAGAAAUACCCUGGAGAUGUUUCAGGUCGUGGCUGCAGUGAUAAUUUAUUUUCUUUUGUUCCAUCAGACAAAGCAAAUGCCUCCAAAACUAAGUCAGCACAUUGUUCCCAGUCUGAUAACCCUGCCAAGGGAAUGGAUGUGCCACAUCUGGAUGACUCAGAAAACUACAGUAGAAGUAAAACCCCUUCUCGGGAGAUCACAAAACAGGGUAAAGAUGCAGUUGCCAGCUUUUCGUGCAGUGAUGGUAUUUAUUCACCUAAGAUCCAUGAACAGCAGAAACCUAGUUCUCCAACUAGCAGCGUGGAAAAGGAUGGUGGAAUUAACACUUUAUUUGUGGAUCAAAAUAGCAACCUAAUGGGGUUUCCACUGACAGGUUCUUUGAAAUGUCUAGAUUUGGUUACUGACCAGUUUAGUAGCAGUCAUCCACCUGAGAAAGCUAUUACAAAUGAUAAAUUAUUAGCAUGUCUAUCUUCAAGAAACUUGUCAGUUUCAGGAGCUGAAAAUAAUCAUGUACAGCUUUUGAAUGAGAGACUCACAUCCACCAAACUUGGUAAGAUUGUAUCUCUGUCUACGUCCAGGCCAGAAAUUUUGAAGGAAGUCCAUACAGAAACCAAUUCAUCAGAGUCUUCACAAAGGAUUGCCAUGGGAAAUCAAAAUAACUCCACAACUGAAAGGCAAGCCAUAAAGGAAGCGAGGAGUGAACUGUUCUCUUCUGUCUCCUCAAAAAUCCAAUUGUUUCAAGUAAAGAACUGCUCUUCCAAAGGUGAAGAUGAUACAAUUUUUAUCAGUGACGAGGAUCUCCCUCCGACUCAUGAGGAUACCUUGUCAGAAAUACUGUCUCCUGUUGACGACGUAUUGUCCUAUGGAAGUGCUGACUUGCCGUCCUCUAACAAAAAGGAUUUGUCAUUUCCAAGUGAAGAUCUUCCUCCUCCCCCUUUAAGUGCAGAUGCAAUGAAAAAUGAUGAUCCUAGCUUCAGUAUGGAUGAUUUCCCAUCUCCACCAGAACAAAUGACAGUCUCAGAGACUAGACAGUGUACGGAUGGAGAUAUAUCACUGAAAAUGGAUGCAUUACCCCCAUUACCUGAUAACACUGUGCCUGAAGAAUUUCCCUUGCUCAAUCAAGAAAUAACUAAUGCUUUUUCAACUCAGGAUGGUAGUCUCUCAGAACAAUCUUUAGUUAAAGAUAUUUCCAGUGCAAAGGAGGGCUUAUUAGAAUACCAACAAGGAGAACAUGAGACACCUUUGCAGCAUUUGGAGUUUCUGCCUGUAUCAAAUCCUAUUUCUUCUGGUCAGACCAGUAAAAGUCCUGACUCCAUGAUGAAACAAUGCAAAACAAACUUAACACUGCCCAAAGCUGAGGAGGACAGUGAUGACCCAUUAAUAUCAUUUGAAAUUGGGGACAGAGUGUUAGUAAAGCAGACCCAACCUGGAACCCUAAUGUUCAAAGGACGGACUUGUUUUGAUAGUGGCCAUUGGGCUGGUGUUGCACUUGACAAAGCUGAAGGUGAUCAUGCUGGAACUUACAAAGGGGUGAAGUAUUUUGAGUGUGCUCAGCACUGUGGUGUCUUUGUCAGGCCUGAGGAGAUUUCACACCUGUUGGGGGCUAAUGAAAAUGCAUCCAAUUACACUAGGGAUGAAGACUCUGACUCCUUCUAUGAUGAUGAAUCUUUCAAAGGAGACUGCAAAUCCUCUGAAGAUGAUGAGCAAGGAGGAGGGCUUACAGAGCGGAAAGCAGAAGACACAAACACUGUGGGAGGAUCAGAAGUGAAAGAAAACCAGUCUAGGUUACAUAUUGCCUUGCUGUCUGGAAAAGGGCAAAAGCUUCCACGUUCUGACCAGUGUAAGUGUAAUGAAUUCCUCCAUCAAAAUAACUUAAUGUGCUUGGGAUUGGAUAAAGAUAAAACAGAACUGACACAAAUAAAACAAAGCAUACUUGCAGGUGUGCUUCCAAUAAGAAGUAAGACCAGUAACACAGAUGAGGUAAAACCAAGCAAAAAUAUUUGUUGCUUGGUAGAGGAUCAAAAAAUAAAUAAACUUGCUGAUGAUAUUGCAAGUGAACUUGCUAAGAAACUUCUGUUUGACACUUUAAUUGCAUUUUCUGAAAGAGCUCAACACAAAUAUAAAAGUGCCUUUGAAAAAGACAUGAUGAAUUAUGGCAAAAGCCUAAGACAAGAAGACAAUCAGAAACUGUUUCUCCUCAAAGAAAAUUCAGUUGCUGUCUUAUCUGAACAACCAGCAAAGGUUUCUGAUGUUUUACUGCGUGAUUUAGGUAUGCUUAGCAUUCAUGGUUGUCACACAGUAGCAGAAAGAAUUGUAACUAAAUUUGUAGAUGAUGCGGUUAAAGAAUAUAAGAAGAUUAAAAGAAAACAAGGAUCAAAAGCAGACAAGAUAUUUCACUCGUCUUCAGAGACUUCUCCAACCACAUUGCCAUUCCUUGUAAAAAUCCUUGAUGCUGGUGUUUUUGGAAGCUCUGAAGACUUUGAUCAGCCUAAUUCUGACCAACAUAUGCUGGUGAGACAAAGACAAAAGCAAUACUUGUACAAAUUAGAUCAGUGGCGCUCGGCUCCUUGGAAGAAAACUGCGGAAGUUCCUCUUGUGAUACCUCAUUACAGUUCAUAUGUUAAGAAAUUGUCUGCAUAUGCUGUAGAAGAAUUAUGGACCCCAGAAAACAUAUAUUCAAAUUUCAGGAGAAUCAGUGUGCCAAAGCACUUUGAAUGUAAUGAUCUCCCAGGCAACGAUUUGGAAACAGAAAGCAAGAGGAUGUAUAAUCAGGUUAUAUUUGAUUUGACCCAUGAGUUGCUAUGUGCAGAAUACCAAGUGGCUACAAAUCCAAAUAUAUUUCCAUGGAUGAAAGAAAAUUUGGGAUCUUACUGUUCCAGGCAUCUUUGCAGAAGAACAGAUGUCAAUGAGGUCAAGAUGUUUGUUCAAGGUGAAAUUAUUAAAAUAAUGAACCUGGAAAAGAAUGACUUAGAAAUGAAAAGAAAAUUCCUUAAUAUGACCAAGUAUGGAAACUGUAAAAGAGACAGAGUGGACCUUAUCCUGAUUCAGGAGCUCCGCAAAGAAGAAUCUCAGUGGACUUGCUAUGAUGAUGAUGAAUUAACUGUGAAGAUGAGAAUGACUGAAGACAUAUUUGAUAGCUUGAUCCUCGAUACAAUCAGAGUUCUUAAUAAGAUUUAUCUGAGAAAAGCCUGUGAUUAAAAGUUUUCCCUAAAAGGCCCUAACAGAGCAAUUUUAAUCUCUGAUUUUCUUAAGCAAGAGAUGCACCAUUUAAGAAUUUUAACUCUGAACUUGUAACCAAUACCUUGGCCUAAUUUAUAUGUUCAUGUUUACAAUGAAUGAAAGGAUGCAAGCAGAGACUUAAGUAGAUAGAAAAAUAUUAUUAAAAAUAUUUGCCUUGUGUUUUGUACUUUGGGAAUGUUCAUUAAGAUCAAUAUUCUUAGACUGAUGUUACCCAGAAUCCAGAGGGUGGAAUUUUAUUCUUGUCUCUUGUUUUUUUGGUCAAGAUAGCAUUUUGUUUGAUUAUGCCUUUUAAGAGCACAAUGUGUUUUAAAAUUAUAUACAAGUCUAUACAAACAGAGUUCAAAACAAUUUAUGUGUAAAUUAUCUUAUUCUUUAUUACCAUGUUCAGGUUGUGAAUCAUAUUUUGAAAAUAAUGUUCAGAAAAUCGUAGGUGACUGUCUUAAGAACGUAAAUGUGCAGACGGAAUUAAAUCUCAUGGAAACUGAGUUGCUGUGGACCUCUGUUGUUUGGAAUAAACUCCUCUGACUGGAACAAGUCUAAAACUUUUUCUGAUGGGUACAGCAGAGUUACAAAGGUGAUUGUGCACCAUUUCUCAUACACUGCGCACCUGGUUAAAAGUAGCCUGGAGAUGGCUUCAGAGAUGUGGCACAAGGAAUGGUCUUGCCCUGGCAGGAUCUAAACCCAGACAUUCAGUUUUAAUGUCUCUAACUUUAUGUAAAUGAGAAGAAUACUGCUGUAAUGCACUUUAAAUGGGAUACUUUGCUAUCAGCAACUCCUGUUUCAGAAAAUUAAACAUGUGCAUGUAAUUAGGUUAUUUAUCAUGCCAUCCACAGGAGCCCUUUGAAUUCUUACAACAUCUAAACAUAGGGUGCUGAGGGUGUACGUAGCAAAACAGAGGCAAUGAAUAGUCCUAUUGUUUUGUAUUGACAAAAUUGGAAAAAAUCAAGAUUUUUAACAAGGAAAUAGAAGCAUGCCCUGAGCAUGCUAAUUAUUCUCUAUGUAUACUGCUGGGGUCUUACCUAUUUUGCAUUAAGAGAUGAAUGAUAAAUUUUUACUUGUUAGUUUUUUUAAAAAUAAAUGCUACGCAAAUAUUUCUUACUGUAAUUCAGAAACUGUUCAUUAUUUAAUAAUUGAAUGUAAGUAGAUCUGAUUUAUUCAAAUCCCAUUCAUUCAGGGUGUCUUUCAAAUAAAAUGAAAAGUAAGACAAUUAAGUAUAAACUAUAUAUAAACUUACAUUU